Knipowitschia caucasica is the source of this 6912-nucleotide messenger RNA. Lineage: Eukaryota; Metazoa; Chordata; Actinopteri; Gobiiformes; Gobiidae. The record is from the annotation of a GenBank genome assembly.
AUGGAGGAAGAGGCGGGAAAGGACGGACACAGGAGGAAACCGGAUCGGGCAAGGCGGAACCAGGGAGGAAACAGGAAGGAACAGGGCGACAAAAGGAGGCCAACCGGCGGAACACGGAGGCACCAGGCGGCCAGGAGGCCCCAGGCGGCACAAGGAGGCCGCUGGAGGAACACGGGAGGGAACGGCGGAACCCGGGCGGAAAAGGAGGAAACGCAACCGGCGGCAAACGGCAGACAGGGAGGCAGCGGAGGAGAAGGCGGAAGAGGAGGAACAGGAGGCCUCCAGUCGGGAAAGGUCGGCACGGAGAAGGAUAAUGGGAUGAAGCACGGAGGAAAAGGAGGAGAAGGCGGACGAGGAGGAAACGGAGGGCAAGGCGGACACCGGCGGAACCAGGAGGAAACGGAGGCAACACGGGGCCCACAGCGAGAGGACAGCGGAGGACCACGGGACGGGAAAGGAGGAAAAGGAGGAAACGAGCGGACACCGACGAAACAGGACGGAAGAAGGAGGAGAAGGCGAGCAGGAGGCCAAGGAGGACAGUGUAGGGAAAGGAGGAAAAGGAGGAAAAGGAGACUCGGAGGCGAAGGACGGAAGAGGAGGACACGGCAGGAACAAGUAGGGACAGGAGGAAAAUGGAGGCCAAGGGAGUCAACAGGUAGGACCACUGGAGGAAGCGCGCGGAAACGGCGGCGCCGGGCGGCCGCUGCGGCCCAGGAGGGACAGGCGGCCCCGGAGGACAACGGCCGGAAACAGGAGGCCAACGGAAGGGCCAGGGGCCAGGAGGACCAACGGCGGCCAGGCGGGCCCAAGGAGGCCCAGGCGGCCACGGAGGAAAAUGGAGGAGGAAGAGCGAGGACCAGGCGGCACAGGAGGGACACGGAGGACAAAGAAAGGAGGGGAACGGCAGGCCAAAGGAGGACAGGAGGACAGAUGGCAGGGACCAGGAGGCACCGGAGGAAAAGGAGGAACCGGGGGGACGGGAAAGGAGGACAGGCGGGAGACGGAGGCAAAGGAGGAAAGGGAGGAAACGGAGGAAAAGGGAGGGCAAGGAGGAAAAGGAGGGAACGGCGGACGAGGAGGCAACGGAGGCCGCGGAGGGAAAGGAGGAAACGGAGGCCAAAGGGAGGGCAGGCGGACACGAGAGGACCGGCGGCAAGGCGGACGGGAGGAACGGCGGACAGGCUCCGGAAAAGUACGGGAACCGGCGGCCACAGCUUCCCUUCUUCCCCUUCUUCCCUUCUUCCCUUCUUCCCCUUCUUCCCCUUCUUCCCCUUCUUCCUCUUCUUCCCCUUCUUCUCCUUCUUCCUCUUCUUCCCCUUCUUCCCCUUCUUCCUCCUUCUUCCCUUCUUCCCCUUCUUCCCCUUCUUCCCCUUCUUCCCCUUCUUCCCCUUCUUCCCCUUCUUCCUCUUCUUCCCCUUCCCCUCUUCCCUUCUUCCCCUUCUUUCCCUUCUUCCCCUUUCUUCCCCCUUCUUCCCCUUCUUCCCCUUCUUCCUCUUCUUCCCCUUCUUCCUCUUCUUCCCUUCUUCUUCUUCUUCCCCUUCUUCCCUUCUUCCCCUUCUUCCCCUUCCUUCUUCCCCUUCUUCCCUUCUUCCCUUCUUCCCCUUCUUCCCCUUCUUCCCCUUCUUCUCCUUCUUCCUCUUCUUCCCCUUCUUCUCCUUCUUCCUCUCUUCCUCUCUUCCCCUUCUUCCCUUCUUCCCCUUCUUCCCUUCUUCCCCUUCCCUCUUCCCCUUCUUCCCCUACUUUCCCUUCUUCCCCUUCUUCCCCUUCUUCCUCUUCUUCCUUCUUCCUUCUUCCUCUUCUUCCUUCUUCCCCUUCCUCUUCCUUCUUCAUCCUAACCUUUCCAACAUCUAUGCAGCCACUCACAAUGGCUUCAGCCAUUCUAGGGGCACGCAAGCUAAGGGCACGCAAGCUAGGGGCACGCAAGCUAGGGGCACGCAAGCUAGGGGCACGCAAGCUAGGGGCACGCAAGCGAAGGGCACGCAAGCGAAGGGCACGCAAGCUAAGGGCACGCAAGCUAAGGGCACGCAAGCGAAGGGCACGCAAGCUAAGGGCACGCAAGCUAGGGGCACGCAAGCUAAGGGCACGCAAGCUAGGGGCACGCAAGCUAGGGGCACGCAAGCUAAGGGCACGCAAGCUAAGGGCACGCAAGCUAAGGGCACGCAAGCUACGGGCACGCAAGCUAGGGGCACGCAAGCUAAGGGCACGCAAGCUAGGGGCACGCAAGCUAAGGGCACGCAAGCGAAGGGCACGCAAGCUAAGGGCACGCAAGCUAGGGGCACGCAAGCUAAGGGCACGCAAGCUAGGGGCACGCAAGCUAGGGGCACGCAAGCUAAGGGCACGCAAGCUAGGGGCACGCAAGCUAAGGGCACGCAAGCUAAGGGCACGCAAGCUAAGGGCACGCAAGCUAAGGGCACGCAAGCGAAGGGCACGCAAGCUAAGGGCACGCAAGCUAGGGGCACGCAAGCUAAGGGCACGCAAGCUAAGGGCACGCAAGCGAAGGGCACGCAAGCUAAGGGCACGCAAGCGAAGGGCACGCAAGCUAAGGGCACGCAAGCUAGGGGCACGCAAGCUACGGGCACGCAAGCUAAGGGCACGCAAGCUAAGGGCACGCAAGCUAGGGGCACGCAAGCUAAGGGCACGCAAGCUAAGGGCACGCAAGCGAAGGGCACGCAAGCUACGGGCACGCAAGCUACGGGCACGCAAGCUGAGGGCACGCAAGCUACGGGCACGCAAGCUAAGGGCACGCAAGCUACGGGCACGCAAGCUAGGGGCACGCAAGCUAAGGGCACGCAAGCGAAGGGCACGCAAGCUAGGGGCACGCAAGCUAAGGGCACGCAAGCUAAGGGCACGCAAGCGAAGGGCACGCAAGCUAGGGGCAUGCAAGCUAAGGGCACGCAAGCUAGGGGCACGCAAGCUAAGGGCACGCAAGCGAAGGGCACGCAAGCUACGGGCACGCAAGCAAAGGGCACGCAAGCGAAAGGCACGCAAGCUAAGGGCACGCAAGCUAAGGGCACGCAAGCUACAGGCACGCAAGCUACGGGCACGCAAGCUAAGGGCACGCAAGCUAAGGGCACGCAAGCUACGGGCACGCAAGCUAACGGCACGCAAGCUAAGGGCACGCAAGCUAAGGGCACGCAAGCUAAGGGCACGCAAGCUAAGGGCACGCAAGCUAAGGGCACGCAAGCUAAGGGCACGCAAGCUACAGGCACGCAAGCUACGGGCACGCAAGCUAAGAGCACGCAAGCUAAGGGCACGCAAGCUACGGGCACGCAAGCUAACGGCACGCAAGCUAAGGGCACGCAAGCUAAGGGCACGCAAGCUAAGGGCACGCAAGCUAAGGGCACGCAAGCUAAGGGCACGCAAGCUAAGGGCACGCAAGCUACGGGAACGCAAGCUACGGGCACGCAAGCUAAGGGCACGCAAGCUACGGGAACGCAAGCUAACGGCACGCAAGCGAAGGGCACGCAAGCUAAGGGCACGCAAGCGAAGGGCACGCAAACGAAGGGCACGCAAGCUAAGGGCACGCAAGCUAAGGGCACGCAAGCUACGGGCACGCAAGCUACAGGCACGCAAGCUAAGGGCACGCAAGCUAAGGGCACGCAAACUAAGGGAACGCAAGCUAAGGGCACGCAAGCUAAGGGCACGCAAGCUACAGGCACGCAAGCUACGGGCACGCAAGCUACGGGCACGCAAGCUAAGGGCACGCAAGCUAAGGGCACGCAAGCUAAGGGCACGCAAGCUAAGGGCACGCAAGCUACGGGCACGCAAGCUACGGGCACGCAAGCUAGGGGCACGCAAGCGAAGGGCACGCAAGCUACGGGAACGCAAGCUAAGGGCACGCAAGCGAAGGGCACGCAAGCUACGGGAACGCAAGCUAAGGGCACGCAAGCUAAGGGCACGCAAGCUACGGGCACGCAAGCUAAGGGCACGCAAGCUAUGGGCACGCAAGCUACAGGCACGCAAGCUAAGGGCACGCAAGCUAAGGGCACGCAAACUAAGGGAACGCAAGCUAAGGGCACGCAAGCUAAGGGCACGCAAGCUACAGGCACGCAAGCUACGGGCACGCAAGCUACGGGCACGCAAGCUAAGGGCACGCAAGCUAAGGGCACGCAAGCUAAGGGCACGCAAGCUAAGGGCACGCAAGCUACGGGCACGCAAGCGAAGGGCACGCAAGCUAAGGGCACGCAAGCGAAGGGCACGCAAGCGAAGGGCACGCAAGCUAAGGGCACGCAAGCUAAGGGCACGCAAGCUAAGGGCACGCAAGCUAAGGGCACGCAAGCUAAGGGCACGCAAGCUGAGGGCACGCAAGCUAGGGGCACGCAAGCGAAGGGCACGCAAGCUACGGGCACGCAAGCUACGGGCACGCAAGCUACGGGCACGCAAGCUAAGGGCACGCAAGCUAGGGGCACGCAAGCGAAGGGCACGCAAGCUAAGGGCACGCAAGCUAAGGGCACGCAAGCUACAGGCACGCAAGCUAAGGGCACGCAAGCUAGGGGCACGCAAGCGAAGGGCACGCAAGCUAAGGGCACGCAAGCUAACGGCACGCAAGCUAGGGGCACGCAAGCUAAGGGCACGCAAGCGAAGGGCACGCAAGCGAAGGGCACGCAAGCGAAGGGCACGCAAGCUAAGGGCACGCAAGCUAGGGGCACGCAAGCUAAGGGCACGCAAGCUAACGGCACGCAAGCUAAGGGCACGCAAGCUAAGGGCACGCAAGCUAAGGGCACGCAAGCUAAGGGCACGCAAGCUACGGGAACGCAAGCUAAGGGCACGCAAGCGAAGGGCACGCAAGCUACGGGAACGCAAGCUAAGGGCACGCAAGCUAAGGGCACGCAAGCUACGGGCACGCAAGCUAAGGGCACGCAAGCUAAGGGCACGCAAGCUAAGGGCACGCAAGCUAAGGGCACGCAAGCUAAGGGCACGCAAGCUAACGGCACGCAAGCUAAGGGCACGCAAGCUAAGGGCAUGCAAGCUAAGGGCACGCAAGCGAAGGGCACGCAAGCUACGGGCACGCAAGCGAAGGGCACGCAAGCUAAGGGCACGCAAGCUAGGGGCACGCAAGCUAAGGGCACGCAAGCUACGGGCACGCAAGCUACGGGCACGCAAGCUAAGGGCACGCAAGCUACGGGCACGCAAGCUACGGGCACGCAAGCUACGGGCACGCAAGCUAAGGGCACGCAAGCUAAGGGCACGCAAGCUACGGGCACGCAAGCUAGGGGCACGCAAGCUAACGGCACGCAAGCUACGGGAACGCAAGCUACGGGCACGCAAGCUAGGGGCACGCAAGCGAAGGGCACGCAAGCUAAGGGCACGCAAGCUACGGGCACGCAAGCGAAGGGCACGCAAGCGAAGGGCACGCAAGCUAGGGGCACGCAAGCGAAGGGCACGCAAGCUAAGGGCACGCAAGCUAAGGGCACGCAAGCUAAGGGCACGCAAGCUAAGGGCACGCAAGCUAAGGGCACGCAAGCUAAGGGCACGCAAGCUAAGGGCACGCAAGCUAAGGGCACGCAAGCUACGGGCACGCAAGCUACGGGCACGCAAGCUAAGGGCACGCAAGCUAACGGCACGCAAGCUAAGGGCACGCAAGCUACGGGCACGCAAGCUACGGGCACGCAAGCUACGGGCACGCAAGCUAAGGGCACGCAAGCUAAGGGCACGCAAGCUACGGGCACGCAAGCUACGGGCACGCAAGCUAGGGGCACGCAAGCUAAGGGCACGCAAGCUACGGGCACGCAAGCUAAGGGCACGCAAGCUAAGGGCACGCAAGCUACGGGCACGCAAGCUACGGGCACGCAAGCUAGGGGCACGCAAGCUAAGGGCACGCAAGCUAGGGGCACGCAAGCUACGGGCACGCAAGCUACGGGCACGCAAGCUACGGGCACGCAAGCUAGGGGCACGCAAGCUACGGGCACGCAAGCUACGGGCACGCAAGCUAGGGGCACGCAAGCUACGGGCACGCAAGCUAAGGGCACGCAAGCUACGGGCACGCAAGCUACGGGCACGCAAGCUACGGGCACGCAAGCUAAGGGCACGCAAGCUACGGGCACGCAAGCUAGGGGCACGCAAGCUAACGGCACGCAAGCUACGGGAACGCAAGCUACGGGCACGCAAGCUAGGGGCACGCAAGCGAAGGGCACGCAAGCUACGGGCACGCAAGCUACGGGCACGCAAGCUAAGGGCACGCAAGCUAAGGGCACGCAAGCUAAGGGCACGCAAGCUAAGGGCACGCAAGCUACGGGCACGCAAGCUACGGGCACGCAAGCUACGGGCACGCAAGCUACGGGCACGCAAGCUAAGGGCACGCAAGCUACGGGCACGCAAGCUACGGGCACGCAAGCUACGGGCACGCAAGCUAAGGGCACGCAAGCUAAGGGCACGCAAGCUACGGGCACGCAAGCUACGGGCACGCAAGCUAGGGGCACGCAAGCUAAGGGCACGCAAGCUACGGGCACGCAAGCUAAGGGCACGCAAGCUAAGGGCACGCAAGCUACGGGCACGCAAGCUACGGGCACGCAAGCUAGGGGCACGCAAGCUAAGGGCACGCAAGCUACGGGCACGCAAGCUAAGGGCACGCAAGCUAAGGGCACGCAAGCUACGGGCACGCAAGCUACGGGCACGCAAGCUAGGGGCACGCAAGCUAAGGGCACGCAAGCUACGGGAACGCAAGCUACGGGCACGCAAGCUAGGGGCACGCAAGCUAAGGGAACGCAAGCUACAGGCACGCAAGCUACGGGCACGCAAGCUAGGGGCACGCAAGCUAAGGGCACGCAAACUAAGGGCACGCAAGCUACGGGCACGCAAGCUACGGGCACGCAAGCUAGGGGCACGCAAAUUUUGUUUCUUUUUACAUGCAUUUGCUAUGCCUUUGGUUAUCCAUGGUUUCUCAUGACCGCUUACAUCUUUAAUAGAAAUUAA